Salvia miltiorrhiza (redroot sage) is the source of this 2352-nucleotide messenger RNA. RefSeq names its product cytochrome c biogenesis protein CCS1, chloroplastic. The coding region runs from base 148 to 1866 and encodes 572 amino acids. The record is from RefSeq and is a predicted model, not a curated record. Lineage: Eukaryota; Viridiplantae; Streptophyta; Magnoliopsida; Lamiales; Lamiaceae. The transcript has 8 exons.
CCCAAUAGAUAGCCACACACCAAAUUUCUUAUGGGUUGUGGAUAAAGUAGCAACCAACGGCCAACGUGAUCGUUGUUACGCCUUUAACAUUAACAAAACAGAGAAACAACUCGUAUUACCUGUCUCUCUUCACUCCUUCGCAAUCCAAUGAAGACUCUGAAUUCAAGAAUCCUAUCCAAGAUUCAGUUGCAAAACCCAAGAAACGACCUCAAAUUCAGAACCCAAUUUUCAUUUCCCAGCAACUCGCUUCUCUGCAGUUCACGCAGUGUAAUAAAUGGCGGCACACUCACUCUCACUCUCACUCUCACUCUAUAUUACGGUAGCAGAAAGACUGUGUUUUCUGAGCUCAGAACCUCUGAGAAUAAGAGUACAGCAAAGGGCAAGAAGAAGAGCUCACAAGCGCCUACGACGACCAAGAUUGAGGCACCUGAGCCCGGCCGAGCGCCGGCGGUUUCUGGAGGCGGACCUCCGCCGCCGCCAAUUAAGAAAGGCCGUUCUUGGAAAUUGAAGGGUUUUCCCAAAAAAGUUCUCUCUGUUCUCUCAAAUUUGCCUCUGGCUAUUGCUGAGAUGUUUGCAGUUGCUGGUCUGAUGGCUUUAGGAACAUUCGUACCACAAGGCGAGGCGCCAAGUUUCUAUUUUGAGAAGUUCCCUGAAGACAAUCCAGUCCUCGGAUUCUUCACAUGGAGGUUGAUUCUCGCCCUCGGCUUUGACCAUAUGUUCUCAUCUCCUGUGUUCCUGGGAACAUUGAUUCUCUUGGGAGCAUCACUUAUGGCUUGUACAUACACAACACAGAUCCCCUUAGUGAAGGUAGCAAGAAGGUGGUCUUUCUUACACUCGGCUGACUCAAUUCGUAAGCAGGAAUAUUCUGAUACCUUGCCAAAUGCAUCGGUUCAGGAUUUGGGCGUUAUUCUAAUGGGUGCUGGAUACGAAGUGUUUCUAAAGGGGCCAUCAUUAUAUGCCUUCAGGGGGCUGGCGGGUAGGGUUGCCCCGAUUGGAGUGCAUUUAUCAUUGCUGCUAAUAAUGGCAGGCGGCACUCUUAGCGCUGCUGGAAGUUUCCGAGGGUCUGUGACAGUUCCACAGGGUUUGAACUUUGUCGUGGGGGAUGUAUUGGGACCGAAUGGAUUCCUAUCUACUCCUUCAGAAUCCUUCAACACCGAGGUUCAUGUUAAUAGAUUCUCAAUGGACUACUAUCAAAGUGGAGAGGUUUCACAGUUUUAUAGUGAUCUUUCACUUGUUGAUCUUAACGGCAAGGAGGUGAUGAGAGAAACAAUAAGCGUGAAUCAUCCUUUAAGAUACGGCGGAUUCACCAUAUAUCAGACAGAUUGGAGUCUGUCUGCCCUACAAGUGAUGAAGGACGAUGAAGGACCGUUUAAUUUGGCUUUGGCGCCACUGCAAAUCAACGGGGACAAGAAGCUUUACGGAACCUUCCUGCCUAUCUCAGAUGCUGACUCUACUAAUCUCAAAGGAAUAUCAAUGCUAGCUCGUGAUAUGCAAUCAAUCGUCCUUUAUGAUCAAGAAGGAAAAUUUGCUGGAGUCAGACGGCCAAACUCAAAACUCCCCAUUGAGAUUGAUGGCGUGAAAAUUGAAGUGUUAGAGGCUAUUGGCAGUACCGGCCUUGAACUAAAGACUGAUCCCGGGGUGCCUAUUGUUUAUGGUGGCUUUGGUGUUCUCAUGCUCACCACCUGCAUCAGCUUUUUAUCUCAUUCACAGAUCUGGGCCUUGCAAGAUGGAACUACAGUGGUUAUAGGAGGUAAAACAAAUCGAGCUAAGGGCGAAUUUCCCGAGGAUAUGAACUACCUACUUGAUCAAGUUCCUGAAAUAGUUGAUUCUUCUGCUUUAGAGCAACCAAAAACUAUCAGUGGCUAGUUUCAACCCAUCAUACAAAUGAGGGAGCCCUACGACGUAGGAAUUUUGAGUCAAAUCCAUACUCUAUAGGUCUAAGAAAACGACAUCACUAUGAUUAUAGAUCGAGAAGAUGGUUGUUGAAAAGGGAAACUGAGACAUCACAGUUAGAUGAGACGUUUGCCUCUCGCAGACGUAUUUUUCUCUCCAUUUCUAAUCUCUUGAGAGACUGUAAGAGGUUCAUAUCUCAACAACAGAUCAUUUGUAGCUCUCCAAAUUCGGAGGGUGCAGACACAUUCUUGGUAGCAUGCCUUGUAUUAUAUACUACAUACAUAUACAUAUACAGAUCAAGAAAUAACAGAUUUGGAUGUUCCAAAAUCUUGAUUUCAUUAUGUAGCUGGAACAAUAUGCAGCUUUGAAUGCUUUUAUAAGCUACAUAAUAUUGUUCAGGUCUCUAUAUAUGGAUGCUCUUCAUUUGGAAAUGUUAAGAUUACGUUUUAUGAUAUGGCA